Aplysia californica (California sea hare) is the source of this 10352-nucleotide messenger RNA. RefSeq names its product dynein heavy chain 7, axonemal-like. NCBI's taxonomy places the organism in Eukaryota, Metazoa, Mollusca, Gastropoda, Aplysiida, Aplysiidae. Gene Ontology annotation, molecular function: dynein intermediate chain binding; ATP binding; minus-end-directed microtubule motor activity. Gene Ontology annotation, biological process: microtubule-based movement. Gene Ontology annotation, cellular component: dynein complex. The record is from RefSeq and is a predicted model, not a curated record.
CGAACGACAACUGUCCAGCCUACAGGACAUCAUGGACUCCUGGCUCAAGGUCCAAUCCACCUGGCUAUACCUGGAGCCCAUCUUUAGCUCCCCAGACAUCAUGAUGCAAAUGCCCGAAGAAGGGCGGCGGUUCAAAAUGGUGGACAAGAACUGGAAGGAAGUGAUGAAGGAAGCGGUGCUGGACCCCACUGUCAUGGACGUCAUUGAGAUCGACGAUCUUCUCCCCAGGAUGCAGAAGAGUAACGCUCUUUUGGAUCUCAUUCUCAAGGGUCUGAACGAGUACCUUGAGAAGAAACGCCUCUAUUUCCCUCGGUUUUUCUUUUUGUCGAAUGACGAGCUGCUGGAGAUACUCUCGGAGACCAAAGAUCCUACCAGAGUCCAGCCGCACUUAAAGAAAUGUUUCGAAGGGAUUGCCAACCUCACGUUCACGGAGCCUGACAAGGACAUCACCCACAUGAAAUCCAGCGAAGGGGAAGUGGUCAAGCUCAAGGACAGAAUCUCCACGGCCAGAGCUAAAGGACAGGUGGAGAAGUGGCUGCUGGAACUGGAGGCGGAUAUGGUGGCGUCUAUGAGGGCCGUGAUCAAAGAAGCUCUGGACGCGUAUGUUAUUGAACCUCGAUCCCAAUGGGUGACGGCGUGGCCAGGGCAGGCCGUUCUGUGUGUGGGUCAGGCAUACUGGACAACGUACGUCACAGAGGCCAUCACCAACGGUUCACGGGCAAUGGAGCAGUACCUCAAGCUGAACAACAAACAAAUCGACGACAUCGUUGUGCUGGUCCGAGGCAAACUAUCCAAACAAAACCGAGUCACCCUGCAGGCUCUGAUCGUCCUGGACGUUCACGCGCGUGACGUGCUGGCCAACAUAGUGGAGGAAGAGCUCACCAGUCCUCUAGACUUCAAGUGGCUGAGUCAGCUACGUUACUACUGGGAGGAUGAAAACAUGGUUACUCGCAUGAUUAAUUCUCAACUGAACUACGGUUACGAAUACCUGGGCAACAGUGGUCGCCUGGUCAUCACACCUCUCACAGACAGGUGUUACAGAACUCUGUUCGGAGCUCUUCACCUUCACCUCGGAGGUGCCCCGGAAGGUCCGGCUGGGACAGGGAAAACAGAGACCACCAAAGACUUGGCAAAGGCCGUGGCCAAACAGUGCGUGGUCUUCAACUGCUCAGACGGGCUCGACUACAUCGCACUCGGCAAAUUUUUCAAGGGUUUGGCUUCGUGCGGGGCCUGGUCAUGUUUUGACGAGUUUAAUCGGAUUGACUUGGAGGUGUUGUCUGUUGUGGCCCAGCAGAUCCUCACCAUUCAGAGAGGUAUCAACUCUGGCGCCGACACUCUUCUGUUCGAGGGCACGGAGAUCAAGCUGGACCCGACCUGCUCUGUCUUCAUCACCAUGAACCCUGGCUACGCCGGCCGCUCCGAGCUGCCUGAUAACUUAAAGGCUUUGUUCCGAACAGUGGCCAUGAUGGUACCCGACUAUGCCCUCAUCGCUGAGAUCUCGCUCUACUCGUGCGGUUUCGUCAUCGCUCGGCCGCUCUCGAUAAAGAUCGUGGCUGUCUAUCGACUGUGCUCGGAGCAGCUCUCCUCUCAAUGCCACUACGAUUAUGGCAUGCGAGCCGUGAAGUCAGUUCUCACUGCUGCAGGGAACCUCAAGUUGCGCUAUCCAGAGGAAGACGAGAACAUCCUCAUGCUGCGCUCCAUCAUUGACGUGAAUCUGCCCAAGUUCCUGGCACAGGACCUGCCGCUGUUUGCUGGCAUAACCUCUGACCUUUUCCCCGGGGUUCACCUGCCCGAGCCAGACUACAAGAUCAUGAACGAGAACGUGCAAGCCGCCUGCAUUGAAUACAAUUUUCAGUGUACUCCUUUCUUCCUAACAAAGAUACAAGAGAUCUAUGAGAUGAUGAUCGUCCGUCACGGUUUCAUGAUAGUGGGCGACCCAAUCGGAGGGAAAACUUCGGCCUACAGAUCCCUCGCCAACGCCCUUGGCAGAAUUGAACAACAGGGUCUGCUGGAGGAGAACAGUGUGGAGAUUUCGGUGAUCAAUCCUAAAGCCAUUACGAUGGGCCAGCUGUACGGCAGGUUUGACCCUGUCUCCCAUGAGUGGUCAGACGGUGUGCUGGCCGUGUGCUAUCGCAACUUCGCCAUCUCCAACAAUCAUCACCGCAAAUGGCUCAUCUUUGACGGGCCGGUGGACGCCGUGUGGAUCGAGAACAUGAACACAGUUCUGGACGACAACAAGAAACUCUGCCUCAUGUCAGGGGAGAUCAUUCAGCUCAUGCCCACCACUAACCUCAUGUUCGAGCCCAUGGACCUGGAGGCAGCCUCGCCCGCCACGGUCUCCCGCUGCGGCAUGAUCUACAUGGAGCCUUCCACCCUAGGCUGGAGACCGUUGGUCAAGUCCUGGCUCCACGCCAAACCGGCGGUUUUCCUGGAGAGGAUGCGCAAGUUGGUCUCAGAUCUUUUCGAAAGAUUUGUGGACGCAGGUCUGGCUCUGCUGCGGCGGGGAGGGAUUAAGGAGCUGUCCCCAACUACUGACCAUAACCUGGUAUUCUCCCUAAUGAAUCUCAUGGACGCGAACAUGGAAGAGUUUCACAACGACGCCAAAAUCACACAGCUGGAUGACCGAGAGAUUGUCAUGUGGCUACAAUGUAUAUUCUUUUUCUGCUUCACGUGGACAGUAGGAGGCUCGUGUGAUCACAAUGGAAGGGUCCGAUUUGACGAACUGACUCGUGAACUUAUGAAGGGUGCUAUGAAGGAAUCUACCAGGGUUGCCCUGGCCCUGGUAAAGGCAGUGCCAGCCCCAGAAGAACCUUACGCCCUGCCCAUUCCGGACGCCGGUCUCAUCUACGACUACCGCUUCCUUAAAGAGAAAUUUGAAAAGCCGAAAUCUAAGAAAAAAGGAGUCCCAGAAGAAGAGCAAGACGACACACUGCUUCCGGAUGACCUGAUGGAACUGUUGGCAGAUGAUACGACGACGGGGGAGAAAAAGAUCUGUGGCCGUUGGGAGCAGUGGUCCGAGGAGCUUAAGGACUCCGCUCCUAUCCCCGCGGACGCCAUGUUUAACGAGAUCAUCGUGCCCACCGUGGACACUGUGCGCUACACCGCCAUCAUGGAGAUGCUGACGCUGCAAAACAUUCACUUCCUCCUUGUAGGGCCCACGGGCACGGGGAAGAGUGUCUACAUAACCGACUUUCUGUUGAACAAGCUGGACAAGAACGUGUACAAGCCAAACAUCAUUAACUUUUCGGCCCAGACCAGCUCCACGCAGACACAGAACAUGAUCAUGUCCAAACUGGACAAGCGGCGGAAAGGAGUCUACGGUCCACCUCCCAACAAGAGAGCCAUUGUGUUUGUGGACGACCUGAACAUGCCCAUGCCGGAGCAGUGGGGCUCCCAGCCUCCCAUUGAGCUGCUGCGCCAGUGGGUGGACCACUGGAACUGGUACGACCUCAACGACACUAGCCCUAUCAAGCUGAUGGACAUGCAGUUUAUCGGAUCCAUGGGACCUCCAGGUGGAGGGAGGAACUUCGUCACACCCAGAUUUCUGCGCCACCUCCACAGUAUAUCUGUGAAUGUUUUUGAUGACGAUACUAUGAUCACCAUCUUUUCUAAGAUCAUGAACUGGCAUCUGCAAACGAAAGAGUUCCCGGAACAGCUCUUUGCGUGCGUGCCACAGCUGAUCGCCGGAACACUGAGGGUGUACGAGGAGGCCUCCGAGAACCUGCUGCCCACCCCAGCCAAGUCUCACUAUCUGUUCAACCUGCGGGACUUCAGCCGCGUCAUACAAGGCGUCCUGCUCUGUACGCCGGCCACGAUACCCGACAUUGAUUCUUUGAAAAGGCUCUGGCUUCAUGAGAUCUAUCGAGUGUUCAACGACCGUCUCAUUGACGACCAGGACCGCACCUGGCUGUACCAGUGUAGCCGCACCACAGUAGAGAAAUGUCUGCACACCGACUUUGACUAUCUCUUCAGGCACCUGGACGUUGAAGAAGACGGGACAGUGACGGAGGACAACCUGCGCUCCCUCAUCUACUGUGACUACACAGACCCCAACAGCGACGAGAGGCUCUAUGUGGAGGCCACUGACCUGAAAGGUGUGGAGAAGGUCUUAAUGUCCUUCCUGGCAGAUUUCAACCAGAUGUCCAAAAAGCCAAUGGAUCUUGUCCUGUUUAGAUUCGCCCUGGAGCAUGUGUCCCGUAUUGCCCGCAUCCUCAAGUCUCCCCGGAGUCACGCCCUGCUGGUGGGCGUGGGCGGCUCAGGGCGACAGUCACUCACCAGGCUGGCAGCCUUCUUGUCUGACUAUGACGUGUUUCAAGUGGAGAUCUCGAAGAGCUAUACCUCAGUGGAAUGGCGUGAUGACUUGCGAAAGAUUCUGAGAAAAGCCACCGAAUCCCAACAACCUUCUGUCUUCUUGUUUUCCGACACUCAGAUAAAGCAAGAAUCCUUCUUGGAGGAUGUGAAUGGUCUUCUGAACGCUGGCGAAGUACCCGGCCUUUACGAUGUGGAUGAAAAAGCCGAAAUCUGUGAGAAAAUGAGACAAUUUGACAGACAACGAGACAAAACUCAACAGACGGACGGCUCGAUGGUGGCUCUGUUCAAUCUGUUCGUGUCGCGAGUGAGGGACCUGCUGCAUGUUGUGCUCACCAUGAGUCCCAUAGGAGACGCGUUCAGAACCCGGCUCCGGAAGUUCCCGUCACUCGUCAACUGCUGCACCAUAAACUGGUUUAUGAGUUGGCCCGAUGACGCCCUCGAAGCGGUGGCCCAACACUUCCUGUCUAACGUGGAGAUGGAGGACCACGAGAGAGCCGGCGUGAUCGUCAUGUGCAAACACUUCCACCAGUCCACACAGCAUUUAUCCCAAAGGUUUCUGCACGAGCUGGAUCGUCACAACUACGUCACUCCAACGUCUUACUUGGAGCUUAUUAGCACUUUCAAAAAUUUGCUGAACGCUAAAAGAUCUCAGGUGAUGACCCAGAAGAUGCGGUACGUGGUGGGCCUGGAGAAACUGGCCUCAGCGGCGGGCCAGGUGUCGGUGAUGCAGCAGGAGCUGACGGACCUACAGCCGCAGUUGGAGAAGGCUUCCAAAGAGGUCACGGAGAUGAUGGCCGUCAUCGAGAAGGACUCAGUAGAAGUGGCCAAAGUGGAGAAGGUCGUGAAAGCUGACGAGGAGAUUGCCAACCAGCAAGCCUCAGCUGCCAAAGCCAUCAAGGACGAAUGCGAUGCCCAAUUAGCCCUGGCCAUGCCUGCACUGGAAGCAGCACUUUCAGCACUGAAUACGCUGACGCCACAGGACAUAACGGUGGUGAAGACGAUGAAGAGUCCACCGUACGGCGUGAGACUGACGCUGGAGGCGGUGUGUGUGCUGAGGGGAAUCAAGCCGGACCGGGUGGUGGCGCAGGACGGCUCGGGGAAGAAGAUCGAAGACUACUGGGGACCGUCCAAGAAGAUGCUCGGAGAUAUGAAGUUCUUAGAGAACCUCAAAGAAUUUGAUAAGGAUAAUAUCCCACCGAGCAAUAUGCAGAAGAUCCGGAAAGUGUACGUCCCAAACCCCGACUUUGACCCGGACAAGAUCAAGAUCGCCUCCACGGCCUGUGAAGGUUUAUGUAAAUGGGUCAGGGCUAUGGAUAAGUACGACGAAAACUUCAAAACACUCUGGAGAUCAACAAGCAAAAGAAGGCUGACCUAGAAUUCCAAGUGGACAUGUGUCAGAAGAAGUUGGACAGGGCCUCGCAGCUGAUUGGAGGACUUGGUGGGGAGAAGGACAGGUGGCAAAAAGCCGCUAAGACGCUCGGGGUCACUUACGACAACUUGACGGGAGACAUUCUUGUGUCGUCUGGGAUCGUGGCUUACCUCGGGGCGUUUACUUCAGCUUUCCGACUGGAAGAAGCCGAGGCAUGGAUGAAAACAGUACGAGAAGCCAACAUCCCCUGUUCAGAAGAAUUUUCCCUCACAGCAACUCUGGGUGACCAGGUCAAGAUCCGUGCCUGGACCAUUGCAGGCCUCCCUACAGACAGUUUUUCUAUAGAAAACGGCAUCAUUAUCAGCAAUUCCAACAGAUGGCCUCUAAUGAUAGACCCCCAGGGACAGGCCAACAAGUGGGUGAAGAACAUGGAGAAAAAAAACAACCUGCACGUCAUCAAGUUCACAGACAGAGACUUUAUGCGGAACUUGGAAAAUUGCUUGCAGUUCGGAACUCCCGUGUUGCUAGAGAACGUCCAGGAAGAGUUGGACCCUAUCCUGGAGCCGCUCCUGCUGAAGCAGACGUUCAAACAAGGUGGCGCCAUCUGCAUCAAGCUGGGCGACUCGGUCAUCGAGUACUCGGACGAUUUCAAAUUCUACAUCACCUCGGGUCUCAGGAAUCCUCACUACCUACCAGAAAUCUCGGUCAAGGUGACAUUGCUAAACUUCAUGAUCACACCAGAGGGUCUGGAGGACCAGCUGCUCGGUAUUGUGGUCGCCAAGGAAAGACCAGAGCUGGAGGAGGAGAAAAGCAUGCUCAUACUGCAGGGCGCCAGGAACAAGAAACAACUGAAAGAAAUUGAGGACAAAAUUCUGGAGGUUCUUUCCACAUCGGAAGGUAACAUCUUGGAGGAUGAGACAGCCAUCAAGGUACUCUCCUCUUCGAAAACACUCUCCAAUGAAAUCUCAGAGAAACAGGAAAUCGCCGAAGAGACGGAAGUGAAGAUCGACGAAGCCCGCAUGGGGUACACGCCCAUCGCCAUCCACAGCACCAUCCUCUUCUUCUCCAUAGCCGACCUGGCCAACAUAGAGCCCAUGUACCAAUACUCUCUCACCUGGUUCAUCAACCUCUUCAACAUGUCCAUCGAGAACGCCGAGAAGUCGGAUCAGCUGGCAGAGAGGCUGAAAAAUCUGCACGAACAUUUCACGUACCUGCUCUACAGCAAUGUGUGCCGUUCGCUCUUUGAGAAAGACAAACUCCUAUUCUCCUUCCUGCUGUGCGUGAAUAUCUUGAAACACCAGAACGAAAUCGACGAAGACGAGUGGCGGUUUUUCCUCACAGGCGGAGUCGGGCUGGACAACCCCUUGCAAAAACCCGCCGAUUGGCUUCCCGACAAGUCCUGGGACGAGCUGUGCCGUCUCAACGAACUGCCGCAGUUCAAGGGAAUCUCGGUCACCUUCUCGGAGGAGACCGCAGAAUGGAAGGUCGUGUACGACAGCAUGAUUCCGCACAAAGAGAAACUGGCGGGUGAAUGGCAAGACAAACUGAACCUCUUUCAGAAGAUGCUCACACUUCGGGUGUUCAGACCUGAUAAGGUGCUUCCCGCUGUCCAAGACUUCGUGACGGAAAAGAUCGGCAAAAAGUUCAUCGAGCCGCCGCCCUUUGACCUGCCCAAGUCGUACGCCGACAGUAACUGCACCACGCCCCUACUCUUCGUGCUCUCCCCGGGCUCCGACCCCAUGGCGGCUCUGCUCAAGUUUGCAGACGACAAUAGCAUGGGAGGAGACAAGUUUGACUCCCUGUCCCUGGGCCAAGGUCAAGGUCCUAUUGCCAUGCGAAUGGUGGACAAAGCGGUGAAAGACGGGCUGUGGGUUGUUCUACAGAACUGCCAUCUCGCCGCGUCCUGGAUGCCAACUUUGGAGAAAAUCUGUGCUAGCAUGGGAGGAGACAAGUUUGACUCCCUGUCCCUGGGCCAAGGUCAAGGUCCUAUUGCCAUGCGAAUGGUGGACAAAGCGGUGAAAGACGGGCUGUGGGUUGUGCUACAGAACUGCCAUCUCGCCGCGUCCUGGAUGCCAACUUUGGAGAAAAUCUGUGCUGAGUUCUCCGAGGACCAGACUCACCCAGACUUUCGCCUGUGGUUGACCUCCUACCCGUCCACGACGUUCCCAGUUUCCAUCCUUCAAAAUGGAGUCAAAAUGACCAACGAAGCACCUAAGGGCCUGCGGUUCAACAUUAUCAAAUCAUAUAAGUCCGAUCCCAUAUCUGAUCUGGAGUUCUUCAAUAACUGCAAGCAAAUGGUGAUCUUCAAGAAGAUGUUAUACUCACUUUGCUUUUUCCACGCCCUGGUUCAAGAACGACGUAAAUUCGGCCCUCUGGGUUGGAACAUACCUUAUGAAUACAAUGACACCGACCUCCGUAUCAGUGUGAUGCAACUGCAGAUAUUCCUCAACCAAUACGAGGUUCAAUGCGUCUGUCUCUUCUCACAGGUGAUCUUCAAGAAGAUGUUAUACUCACUUUGCUUUUUCCACGCCCUGGUUCAAGAACGACGUAAAUUCGGCCCUCUGGGUUGGAACAUACCUUAUGAAUACAAUGACACCGACCUCCGUAUCAGUGUGAUGCAGCUGCAGAUAUUCCUCAAUCAAUACGAGGAAGUACAGUAUGAAGCCCUCCGUUACCUGACAGGGGAGUGUAACUACGGGGGUCGAGUGACAGACGGGUGGGACAGGAGGACCCUCAUGACCAUCCUGAACCGCUUCUACUGCCCGGAGCUGGUCACCCAGGACGAGUUCUACUUUGACCCGGACAGACUGUACAAACUGCCGCCAGACGGAGACCACGAGAGCUAUUUGACGUACACCCAAAGCCUGCCUAUCCUAGCUGCCCCAGAGGUCUUCGGCAUGCACUCAAAUGCCGAGAUCACAAAGAACCAGGCUGAGACACAGUUGCUCUUUGACAACAUUCUCAUGACGCUGGGUACAUCAUCCUCCAAGGGAGGCAAAUCCUCCGACGAAGUUGUGGACAGCGUGUCAGCCGACAUUCUCGAGCGGCUUCCGGAGAACUUCGACACGGAGAUCGCCCUGAGGAAGUACCCGACGUCGUACAGCGAGAGCAUGAACACAGUGCUGGUGCAGGAGAUGGUGCGCUUCAACAGGCUGCUCAGCGUAGUGCGCAGUACCCUGAUCAACAUCCGGAAAGCCCUCAAGGGUAUGGUAGUGAUGUCGGGCGACAUGGAAGAAGUGGUGGCCAGCAUACUUACCGGGAAGAUCCCGGCACUCUUCAAGAAAUACUCCUACCCGUCUCUGAAACCAUUAGGGAGCUACAUCAACGACUUUCUCACCCGACUGCAAUUCUUACAAAACUGGUAUGACAACGGACCUCCGCCGUCCUUUUGGAUUUCCGGAUUUUUCUUCACACAAGCGUUCUUAACCGGUGCCCAGCAAAAUUAUGCUCGGAAGUACACGAUCCCUAUUGACCUGCUGGGGUAUGACUUCCAAGUGCUGGAAGACAAGGAAUACAACACACCCCCAGAAGACGGAAUCUAUGUGUAUGGUCUGUUUCUGGAUGGAGGACGAUGGGACAGGGAGACCAAAUUCCUGAACGAAUCUCACCCGAAAAUAUUGUCUGAUCGCAUGCCUCCAAUGUGGCUGCAGCCGAUCAAAAAGGCGGACCUGAACCGCACGGACGCGUACGAGUGUCCUGUGUACAAGACGAGCGAGCGGCGAGGCACUCUGUCCACUACUGGUCACUCCACCAACUUCGUCCUAGCCAUGCUGCUGCCAUCUGACAAGCCAGAGUCGCACUGGGUCUGCAGGGGGCUUGCCUUGCUCUGUCAACUGGACAAUUGAUAGGUUCAAAUUCCAGUUGACAAAUUGUUUGGGGUUAGAAUCUAUUAGGAAAACAAUGUUGUUUUUUUCGUAUGGAUUAUAGAGAAUGUUUAUUUUUUGCUUGAAAUUACGUAUAAUAUUAUUACUUUGGCAUUCUAUAAGGAAACAAUGAACGUGGCAACACCCAAAAGGGUAUAAGCGGCGGAUAAAAACCCAAAAAAUGAACAUGCACGUGUUUUUCCCUAUAAAAGGAAUAAUUAUUAUUCCUCAUUUGAGAGCGAUGCACUUGUGUCAAUGCGCUUGGGUUAAAGCAACAAAGUGUAAUCAUUCAUGGUCACAGAAACGGUGUGAAAAAAAUACUUCGUUUCGUUUUGCUCCAAUUUUUACAAGAAUUAUUUUUUAUUCACAUGCCCACUCCAAAGAUAGCUCGCAACCUUCUUUUCCUUUUUAAAAACCUAUGUCGUUGUGUCUUUCAGAGCGAUUAUAGAAAUGGCUCUUACAAGAAUGUAUAUCUGUUUCAAACAAUGCCAUGAAAUAAAGUUUCGUUUUUUUUAAAAAACUAUAAAACGUGUUACUCAUUUCUGUUCUUUAAAUAGAUUCGGUUGGAAGUCAAACUCUAUUAUGUUCAGCUUAUUUUUAAAAAAACUACUAUUUCUUUAACAGGGCUUCCAAGAAAUUAGAUACACAGCAAAAAGCAAUUUUAUUUUGAUUGACUGAUUUUGAACAUCUCUAUUGUCUUAUGUUGCCUUGAGGCUUUACUUUACUGACUGUGAACGUUUUUGACUAAUUCUCUGACCAGAGUAUAAAUAUAAGAAUGUGUAGGUCGCAGUAUUUCUGAAACUCUUUGG